Phanerochaete carnosa HHB-10118-sp is the source of this 8019-nucleotide messenger RNA. RefSeq lists its product as uncharacterized. Bases 381 to 3545 code for a protein of 1054 amino acids. The transcript is spliced from 19 exons. Gene Ontology annotation, molecular function: ATP hydrolysis activity; ATPase-coupled intramembrane lipid carrier activity; ATP binding. Lineage: Eukaryota; Fungi; Basidiomycota; Agaricomycetes; Polyporales; Phanerochaetaceae. Gene Ontology annotation, cellular component: endosome; plasma membrane; trans-Golgi network. Gene Ontology annotation, biological process: retrograde vesicle-mediated transport, Golgi to endoplasmic reticulum; phospholipid translocation; endocytosis. The record is from RefSeq and is a predicted model, not a curated record.
CGCCAAUAAUGCACUCUGGCAGUGACCUCCACUGAUCAGGUACUUUCCGCUCCAAACAACCUUCUGCCGACUCAGGCUUUGGCCUGGCUCCAGCGAGCAGGCCUCAUCGUACUCUGGGUGUAUGUCCGAGAUUCCCCUGCGCAACUUUCAACGUUCCCGACAGGCUCGCGCCGGAUACACAGCUCUACCUGAAGACGAACACGCAUCUGGCGACAGCCAAGCUAGCGGAAAUAUGCCAAUCACUGUACGAGCAGCAGCAGCAGCAGCGGCAGCAACAGCCCGAAAUGCACAGACUACUGCUAUGAGAGAUCGCUACGAGGACGACUUCGAGGAGGCGACCCUGCUCGGAACAGAGCACCACCGACACGAGGGAGACGAGGAUGUACACGCUGAGGCCGCGUCACAGAGGAGCACGAGCUCGGACAGACAUAAAGCAGGGAAAGACAAAUCACGGACAAUACCCUUCCAUCCCACAGGUGCGCUUCGCACUGGUACAAUGUCUCCGGAAGAAAUUCCAGAAAAGAUUUCCUCCCAAUAUCGUCCGCAACCAGAAGUAUAACGCCUUCACCUUCCUCCCCCUUGUCUUCUAUGAGCAGUUCAAGUUCUUCUUCAACUUGUAUUUCUUGCUCGUUGCGCUCUCACAGUUCGUACCCGCGCUGAAGAUAGGCUUGAUUGCGACAUACAUCGCCCCGCUUGCCUUCGUCCUCUGCGUCACAAUCGGCAAGGAGGCAUAUGACGACUACAAGCGUAAUUUACGCGACCGCGAGGCAAACUCACAGCGAUAUCUGGUCCUCGAGCCAUCAGCGUACUCUGCUUCCGAAGGCGGCCCUCAUACGCGCUCUGUGCCCUCGUCUGUACUAGCGGUCGGUGAUCUUGUUCUCCUGGAGAAGAAUCAACGUGUACCUGCGGACCUCGUGUUGCUGCGCACUUCCGACAGCUCCGGAACAUGCUUCAUUCGUACAGAUCAACUAGACGGAGAGACCGAUUGGAAACUUAGAGUUGCUGUGCCGACAUGCCAGAAGUUGCACAACGACGAAGAACUGUUCUCCCUGGAUGCGGAAAUUUACGCCGAUGCACCUAUCAAGGAUAUCCAUACCUUUAUUGGGACAUUUACCGUCAAUAGUCCACCAUCACAUUCGGUGAACGAGGUGCCGAUGGUGCAAGUCCCCACUAUCGAGCCCCUGACCGCGGAUAAUGUGCUCUGGGCCAAUACUGUCCUUGCGGCUGGUUCUGCUGUCGGAUUCAUCAUUUAUACCGGGCCUGAAACUCGUGCUGUGAUGAAUACAAGCCACCCGAAGACGAAGGUCGGACUUCUGGAUAUCGAGAUCAACCGACUUGCAAAGAUCUUGUGCACCGUUACUUUUGCGCUUUCGUUCGUUCUGGUCGCUUUGAAUGGUUUCCGCGGGCUGUGGUACAUCUACAUCUUCCGCUUCUUAAUCCUGUUCUCGUCCAUUAUACCCAUCAGUCUGCGCGUUAACUUGGACAUGGGCAAGACUGUGUACGCGCAACAAAUCAUGACUGACUCAGAGAUACCCGGCACUAUCGUACGCACAAGUACUCUACCUGAGGAGCUUGGUAGAAUAGAAUAUCUUCUCAGCGAUAAGACUGGAACUUUGACUCAGAAUGAAAUGGAGAUGAGGAAGCUGCAUAUGGGCACUGUGUCUUAUGGAACUGAAUCUAUGGACGAGGUCGCUCACCAGCUUGCCCUCGCAUUUGGGGGGUCUACGGACGGAGGCCAUGGAAAGAAGCAUUCUCUCACUACUGGCGUGCAACUGGCCAACCGAGGUCGCCGAGAUAUGUCAUCUAGGGUCCACGACGUCGUGUUAAGCUUGGCUCUUUGCCACAAUGUCACGCCAGUAACAAACGAUGAUGGUUCCGUUACAUACCAAGCAUCGUCUCCAGAUGAAGUUGCAAUCGUCAAAUGGACAGAGUCCGUGGGCUUAACGUUAACUUUCCGCGAUCGCACGCGCAUCGAGCUGCAAACACCUACAGGCACAAAACUUGUCUACGAAGUCCUCGAGCUUUUCCCUUUUACUUCCGAGUCUAAGCGCAUGGGUAUCGUCGUCCGCGACACACAGAGCAAGGAGAUCACCUUUCUCCAGAAGGGCGCCGAUGUCGUUAUGGCAAAGAUUGUCCAGCGGAACGACUGGCUCGAGGAGGAAACUGCGAACAUGGCGCGCGAAGGCCUCCGCACGUUGGUCAUGGCCCGCAAGAAGCUGAACGAGCAGUCAUACAAUGAGUUCAAGGAGAAGCACCAUGAAGCGAGCAUCCGUCUCGAGGGCCGCAAUGAGGCCAUGGUGGCCGUCGUGACAGAGUACUUGGAGCGUGAUCUCGAGCUGCUCGGCCUCACCGGUGUCGAAGACAAGCUGCAGGAUGACGUGAAAUCAACCCUGGAGCUGCUUCGGAACGCUGGUAUCAAAAUUUGGAUGCUGACCGGAGACAAGAUCGAGACGGCGACGUGCAUUGCCAUUUCUACCAAGCUUGUGGCGAGGAAUCAAUACAUCCACCAGGUUGCCAAACUGAAGACCGCCGAUGAAGUACGACACGAGCUGGAUUUCCUGCAGAACAAGCUCGACUGCUGUCUAGUGAUAGAUGGCGAAUCAUUGCAGCUGUGUCUAAAUCUGUUCAAGAAAGAGUUCAUCGAGAUUGCGACGAAACUCUCUGCAGUAGUCGCUUGCAGGUGUUCCCCAACACAAAAGGCGGAUGUUGCUCGUCUAAUCAGACACCACACGAAGAAGCGCGUUUGCUGCAUUGGCGACGGUGGUAACGACGUUAGCAUGAUACAGGCUGCGGACGUCGGUGUCGGCAUUGUUGGCAAAGAAGGCAAACAAGCCUCUUUAGCUGCCGACUUCUCCGUUACCCAGUUCAGCUACCUCACGAAGCUCCUGCUGUGGCAUGGCCGAAACUCCUACCGCCGCUCGGCCAAACUCGCUCAGUUUGUCAUUCACCGUGGUCUGAUUAUCUCGAUCAUGCAGGCCGUCUUCUCAGCCAUCUUCUACUUCGCUCCCAUCGCACUGUACCAGGGUUGGCUCAUGGCCGGCUAUGCUACCGUCUACACCAUGGCCCCUGUCUUCUCCCUCGUAUUGGACCGCGAUGUCAGCGAGGACCUGGCCCUGCUUUAUCCUGAGUUGUACAAGGACCUUGUCAAGGGCCGCGUCUUGUCCUACAAGACGUUCUUCAUGUGGUUAAUGAUCAGCGUGUACCAAGGCGCCGCUAUCAUGAUUAUGUCGCUAGUGCUGUUCGAGAACGAGUUCUUGAACAUCGUGUCCAUCUCUUUCACCGCUCUGGUCCUGAAUGAACUUAUUAUGGUUGCAUUGGAGAUCACGACAUGGCAUGUUUAUAUGGUAAUAUCAGAGAUCGUCACUUUCUUCAUCUACGGACUCAGUUUGGCAUUUCUGCCGGAGUAUUUCGAUCUCACAUUCGUCCUAUCGGUUCGCUUCGCCUGGAAGGUCUCUGUUAUUGUCGCGAUUAGUGCCUUCCCCCUGUACAUAAUCAAGCUCAUUCGCAGCAGGGUCGCGCCCGCAGCAUCGAGCAAACUGACCUGACCUACAACAUCACGAAUUCACAGCCCUUGUAUCAAACCCCGAGGUUCGAGUUGGCAGAUAUUUCAUAUUUGCUUGUCAGUGGGCUCGCCGUGCUAGAGGACAGCAGUAUUGCAGGAGGUGAUAUAGCAGGUACAAAAGAAAGGAAUGUCACAAAAAGCGAGGUACGACAGGAAGGACAGCAGCACGACGUGCUCAGGAGCCGCUAUGUGGUGACGGCGACGGAUCAUGGUUCGUAAACGGAGCGCCAAAGAACGGAGAGGUCGCGUGCCAGUCCGGAGCCUGCCCCGGAGUCGCGCUCCACAGCUGCGGUCGCGGCGGAAACGGCUGUGCGGCCGACCCUGCCCACGGUGCACGCAUACCAAGCGGGGCCGCACUCGUCUGCGGACUCGAUCCAGGCGCGCCCCAGCCUACCGCGCCGGGGGCAAGAGACCGGCGGCCUGAUGCCAGCACAAUCUCGUCGUCGUCGGCAGCGAGUGCGGACGAGCCCAACACGCCCUUCGGACUUGGUGAACGCCGGCUUGGCGACGUCGACCCUGAACCUGUCGGCUCGCCUGGUGGACGUGCUAUUGGCGCGAUAGGUGCCGGGCGUCCGAUCGGUCCUAGGUCUGCCAUCGACGGCCUCCGUCCUGGUGGGCCCGGCGCCAGCUGAGGGGGUGAGGCCAGUGGGUUUUGCGCUGCCUUACUUGGAGGAGCGAUGGGCGCAACAGGAGAGGGGCCGACGUUGCGAGCGAACGCUGAGUCGAACGAAGGUCCUGUACCAAACGCCCUAGGCACUGCUGACGGGGCCAAGGGGGUUGGUGGCGGAAUAUGGCCCAUCGGAUGCCCAGGAGCGAAACCGCCAAACGGUCCAGUUGGGAUGUAUGGUACACGCGGCGACAUUGUAGGUGGUGAAAUAAUACCGGGCGUCGGGGGAUACAGCGGAGUAAGAGGCGAUGGCAGAUGUGGCGUAAGCUGUGGGGUCAUCGGUUGCGGAGGUAUGUGCGGCUGUGGGCUGGUCACAAGUACUGGGCGGGGCUGAGCGUGCUGUCUGGGCGGUUGAAUAAUCGGGAGCACAGGUACGGGCGCAGGUUGCUUCGGAGCGUUCUUCUUUGUGGGAGUGGUGGAGGGACCUGGAGUGGCCUGACUCGGAGAACGCUGCGAAGAUCCUGACGCAGUCGCAUUGGUCGCAGUGCGAGGUGAGGUCGGUGGACGAGCCGUCUUCGCAACAGUGGCACGUUGCUGCUGUGCCGCCGUCCGCUCCUUUUCCGCCUUCUCCUUCUCCAGCCGCUCUUUCUCAGCUUUCUCCUUCUCCAGCCUCUCGCGUUCGCGUUCGGCCUUCUCCUUCUCCUCGCGCUCCUUCGCCACCUUCCGCUCUCGCUCUUGCUGCUCUUGCUGCUCUCGACGGGCCGUCCGCUCCGCAGCUGCCUUCGCUUCUCGUUCUUCACGGACCUUGCGCUCGCGUUCCUCCCUCUCUCUGCGCUCCUGCUUCGCUUUCUCCUCUUUCUCUCUACGCUUGCGUUCACGCUCGGCUUCGCGCUCUUUCUCCUCUGCAAGACGCUUGCGCUUCUCCUCCUCUUUGCGCAGCCUUUCCUCCUCCAGAGCUUUGCGCUGAGCUUCCCGCCUUGUCCGCUCUUCUUCUCGCCGCUUCCUGCCCUCCUCCUCUUGUGCUGUCUGCUUAGCCUUCAAAGCAGCAUCCUCCGCCGCUUUUUCGGCCGCGCGAGCAGCACGCUCCUCCUCUUUCGCAAGCUUCUGCUGACGCUUCUUGUCCUUCUUCUUCUGGUUCUGCGUCUGUUUCUUCGCCUCUUUCUCCUUCGACAGCUUAUCCUCAUCCUCAAGCUCUCGAAGCAGUUGCAGCUGGCGUUCCUGAGCGACCUUCUCGCGAUAUGCUUGAAGUACUCGCUGCUCGAACAUCCGGGCAGCAAAGAUGGAGAACAUGCGCUUGCCUUCUUCCAUUUUCUGCUCCUCCGUCAUAACCUCUUCCUCUUCGUCCUCGUCCUCGUCCUCGUCAUCUUCCUCCUCGUCCUCCUCGUCCCCCUCCUCAUCUUCCUCCUCUUCAGAGUCGUCUUCGACGUCCGCCACUGCCUCUUCCUCGCGCUGCAUGCGCCGCUCAGCUAGCUGCUCCAUCAUCUCCAGAAACUUCUGACCGUCGUUCUUAAGGAGAUCGUCUGCGACAGUGAGAAUGUUACCUGUGACAGUGAGACUGUUCCCAAAGUUUGCCAGCCCGUCCCGCCCGUUUGCUUUGCCAUUCGCCGCACCACGCCGUCGCGCUGCCCGUCGCUCGGUCUGGGGCUUGACGUCUUCUUCGUCUUCUGGCUCUCCCUCGUCCUCCUCUUCCUCUUCUUCCUCCUCUUCUUCCUCCUCCUCAUACUCCUCGUCGUCCUCAUACUCCUCUUCCUCCCCGUCGUCUUCGAAUUCACUUUCGGCCUUGACAGCUUUUCUGCCAUUGACGACGCCGUUCUUGGCUCGAGGGGGUAUAUUGGAGAUGGUAUGAGGACCGAUCACCGCACCGUUCUUGUCCAGCUCGACACUCCCAGGGAAGGGACCUGGUCCUUGAGGAGGAGGUAUCGUGCCGCCAGACGAUAUGUAUUGCUGCUGAUAGUUCGCGUACUGUUCAAGCUCUUCGUAAUAAGCAUCGUACAGUACCUCGAGCUCCUCCUCAAUAGCAUUUCGCUUUCGCCCACAGACAGCACACAUGCAACUGUGUUUCUGCUGCUCCUUCAUCUUCCUGAGGACGGCCUCUUUCUCGAUUUUCACGAGAUUCCGCCGUUCGUCCUCGCCCAGGCCGAGCCAGAACUCCUUGAUUCGUUCGCGCUCCUCGGUUGUGCUGGUGGACCAUAUCUUGCUAUUGUUUUUCCCAUUGGCAGUGUUGCCUGCGCCGUUUGCUGGAGGCCUGGGCUUGUGGGGCGCAGAGGCAUUCGAAGAGGGCGGCGAUGGGUGGUGAUGAGUAUGGUUAUGCUGGUAAGCGUGGGAUGUGAUGGGGGCCUUGGAGGCUGCGCGGCGGCUUUGUGGCGGGGGAUUUGCUGGGGCGGGCGUCGAGUAAGACAUGGGCUGUUUGCCCGCAGCUCGAGAGCUUGGCGGCGGGUUCGCAGCAGGCGAAGAGCGCGGCGCAGGCAUUGGCUUGUGGGAGGCAGAGACAGGCGUCGCAAGAUUUGUCGUCGGUGCGGGUGACACCGCUCCCACCGCCGAAGCCGGCCUUACCGGUGCCGUCGCCGGUACGGGCGUCUGUACACCCCCGCCUCCGCCUCCGCCUCCAGUGCCGGUACCCAUCUUGGUCUUCUUCUUUUUCUUCCUGCUCCUUUUGCGCUGUGCUUCAUAUUCGUCCCCGUUCACCGUUUGCAUCAGCCCCGCGUGCUGCUCGUAGCUCACAACAAACUGCGCACGCUGCUCCGCCAGCUCGUCCACCUCCUCUUCGCUGAAGUAUUCCUCGUCUCCAAAGUCGUGCUCUUCACUCCCAUACUCGUUAAGCAUUCCCCCAUCUUCCCCAGCAGUGUGCAUGUUCCGGUCCGAUGGCAACUGCAGGCCAUUCGCCGCCGCCGCUCGUUCCAUCGCUUGCGUGAAAGCGGGAUCAGUGAAGAUGGACGGGUCAAAGGGCAUAGUCUGAGGGAACGCGCCAGGAGGAUAGCGCGCCGUCGCCGUGCGCGUCGUGCCCUUGACCGUUGCACUUGCAGUAAAGUUCACGCCUGCUCCCGAGUGAAUUUGCUGAGCAAUGGCGUACAUGGCCUGAGUCUUUUCGUCCUCGUUACCAGGAGAGCUCAAUUGAGAGUAAGUGUGCCGUACAAAGUUGCGGAGAUGAUCCGGAAACGAUGCCCAGUACUCAUCGUUCACCAUCCCCUCCGGGUCUACCUCCAUGCUCCUCGCCAAGUGGUCUGCCGUCGCGAGUAGCUCCGCCUCGGCCACCGCAGUCUGACUGAGCCGCGUGGCCGCGACUGAGGCUGAGAGCGACGCCGUUGUCGACAGAUGUACCGAUUCGAGCUCGGGUGAGAGCCCGGUACGCGAGCCAGAGCGCGGUCGCCCAUUCGCAGACAUGUCCUCGAUCAGCUCUUGCACGUCUUCGUCCUCUUCGUCAUCCCCGUCGUACUGGGGCCCCGCAACACUCUUGCCUUUGACUCUCUUCUUCUUUUUCUUCUUCCCGUUGGCUGCCUGCGCCGGGGAAGCGGGCGUGGGUGCGGUCGCGGACACAGGCGCGGGCGAUGUAGUCACCGGUGCCAGUGGAGGGGUCUGCGUCGAUACCUUCGUUGAUGGCGACUUUGGAGGUAUCCGUUUUGCCUUGGGUGCGGUCAUUGUACAGGCAGCAGACCUCGAGAAGAUAUCAAUAGCCGAGUGUACGAAUCAAUGAGAGUUCACCUGUGCAGCAGCCGUGCAGCAGGUAGAGGACCAAAGCGAGGCUCCCAGGAACAGAAUACAAUGUCUCUGACCAGAUCGUAUGCCGUCCGCGAAGUCGUGGAGUCCUACAGCUCGACAGGCACGAGAGUGUACUGCAAAGGUCGGUGCCAGG